Cooperia oncophora is the source of this 777-nucleotide messenger RNA. NCBI's taxonomy places the organism in Eukaryota, Metazoa, Nematoda, Chromadorea, Rhabditida, Trichostrongylidae. The record is from the annotation of a GenBank genome assembly.
CUGUGGCUAGCUGUUGCCUAUCGGCCACCACAGUCCACGGCUAAUGAUGAUAAUGAGUUAAUUGAUUCUCUCUAUGACAUAUGUUCCACAACUAGCCCCAUUAUUGUCACUGUCCUUUACUCGCGGGAAUCCGUCCUGGACUUGAUCUUAUCUUCUGGAACUACGAUUGAAAAUAUUGACAUUCUUCCUCCUCUCGGGAACUCCGACCAUAAUAUUAUAGUGACAAACUUCCCGUAUUUUCUUUAUCGUUUGGACCGAAAGGAGCGCCGUGGUGGUGGAGUUUGCUGUCUGGUGAGAGGCAAUCUCCAUGUUCAUUCGGUUGACCGUGCAUCGCCUAACAAAGCAGAUGUCCUCUGCGUCGACCUUCUUUGUCCCCACAAUGCCUCACGAAUUCGCUUCAUUCUCGUGUAUCGUCCACCCAAUAUGAGCAAAAAUGAGGAUGAGGAACUUAUCGAUGUCCUUCGUGACACUGUCGCAACUCAUACUAACACCAUAAUGCUAGGUGACUUCAUUCUUCUGGUUGACUGGAAAGCCCUGAAUGCGCAUAAUGCAGCGUCAUCCUUGUUUCUGAAGUUCUUCCAAGGCAGUGGCCUCGAACAGCAUGUUUCUCUACCAACCCAUGGCAGGAACAUUCUUGAUUUAGUGUUGUCGACAUUUAACAACAUAAGAGAGGUCACGACUUCGUCUCCGCUGGCAAACUCUGAUCACUCAUUGUUCGUUUCAAAGUACUGGGAGACUUCGAGAGUUACUCCUCUGUCCCUCUUCCCGACUUCUUGA